Molecule: messenger RNA, 678 nt
Organism: Entrophospora candida
Lineage: Eukaryota; Fungi; Glomeromycota; Glomeromycetes; Entrophosporales; Entrophosporaceae
Source: the annotation of a GenBank genome assembly
AUGUCUACUUCAAUUCCUCUAUUUACCCUUAAUAAUAAUGUUCAAAUUCCUGCUCUUGGAUUGGGAACGUUUCGUGCAAAAAAUUGUGAAGUACUUGAUGUAGCAAUCAAAACUGCAGCUUUAACAGGCUACAGACUUAUAGGACUUAAACCAGAAGAUCCUAUGAAUGAAACCAACCGUCAAGGAAGUUGGGAAGCGUUAGAAAAAUUAUAUUCUGAAGGCAAAGUUAGAUCAAUUGGAGUAUGCAACUAUACAAAAAAACAUCUUACGCAUCUAUUAGCUAAUUGUAAAGUUGUACCAGCAGUACAUCAAUUUGAGUUGCACCCGUUGUUGUAUCAAGAUGAGCAAAAAGAAAUAAUUGAAUUGACUAAAAAGCAUAAUAUCAGGGUAGAAGCCUAUUCGAGUUUAGGAGAGGGACAAUUGGUAAAUGGAAAAAUCAAAAUACCCAUUAUUAAAGAAAUUGCUGAUAAACAUAAGGUUACUGAGGCACAAGUCUUGUUGAGAUGGGGAUAUCAACAUGAUGCUAUUGUUAUACCUAAAUCUGUUACACCUGAAAGAAUUAAAGUUAAUUCUGAAAUAUUUCAUUUUGAAUUAUCAAAGGAGGAUAUGGAAUCAUUGAAUGCGUUGAGUAAAACAAGAAAAAAACGUUUUUGCUGGGAUCCUACUAAUAUUUAUUAA